Mizuhopecten yessoensis (Yesso scallop) is the source of this 1204-nucleotide messenger RNA. RefSeq lists its product as uncharacterized. NCBI's taxonomy places the organism in Eukaryota, Metazoa, Mollusca, Bivalvia, Pectinida, Pectinidae. The record is from RefSeq and is a predicted model, not a curated record. The coding region runs from base 36 to 1190 and encodes 384 amino acids. The transcript has 3 exons.
UCGUACAAGGGUUGUCCGUCAUUGGGUGCAGCGCUAUGUUUCGGCUCUACACGACGCUUGCUGUAUUUCUUUGUGUGCUUGGCACCGUUUGGGGAAGUCUACAGGACUGUCUGGAUGUGGUAGACACUAACUGUCCCCCUGAGGCCACAACUCAUGUUGACCAGUACUUCUGUGACGAUAAGGGCAGAGUCUACAAUGGCAGCUGUCAACUUCAGGAACAUUUCUGCAGACUCACAUUUUUCCACAACGAAUCGUUUCAUUUGACUAAGUUGGGACCGAACUGUGACCACCCACUGUACGUCGCUGCCGUUCCUCGACCCCUCACUUCAGAGGAGACCAACCUGUUUGCAUCAAUGGUCCAUGGUGUAGACGACCGGCUAAAGAGGACAGAAGCAGCAGGCACAACUGCCAACGUGUCGAAGCCAAUAUUCUCCAAACAGGACCACACACACAAAGUGUAUCAACGGAAUCCGCACUGCUGGGCGCAUGAUCUCGACUUGACCCCAAUAUCCCCAUGGAACAGCUAUGGGAAAACUCGCAAGGCGGGAACGCUGUUAUCCCCACGGCACGCGGUGUGGGCAAGGCAUUACAGCAUCCGCGUCAACAGCACGCUCCGAUUCGUGGACCGUCAUAACAAUGUGGUGGAUAGGCGGGUGAUAAAGACAAGGGCCCUAUACACCAACGCGUCGGCUCACCAGAGUUUCCUCUUUGGUCAUGAUAUGGUGAUAGGGCUCUUAGACAGUGAUGUACCAUCCACGAUCUCCUUCGCGAAAGUCCUGCCGAGGAACUUCACUGUACUAAUGCCUAGCAGGGAGAGGGUCCGACUGCCCGUCUUCAGCACUGAUUUCGAAGAGAAGGCAUUGGUUGCAGAUUUCAGCAAUAUGAGGGGAACAAUGGCGUCCCUGAUAGAACCCAUCACUACUUCAACAAGACACAAGUACUAUGAGCGAAAGAUCUCCGGCGACAGUGGGAAUCCGUCCUUCUUCAUCAUAGACGACCAGCUUGUGUUUCUGUUCGUAUUUACAUUCGGAGGGUCCGGAUCAGGCACUUCAGUGCAGCAUAACUUUAAUGAAAUCAACUCCAUCAUGGAACACCUCGGUGGAGGCUACCAGCUUACAGAAGUCGAUCUGUCUCGCUUCGUGUCUGCCGCUCACGUCAAUGCUUUAUUUGGUGACCAUAUAUUUGGAUAGGGUUGUUCUGUAAU